AUGACCGCUCAUUUCCUUCCAACCCCCCCAGUUCAGCAAGUCACCAAGCCAACUAUGGAGACAACUGUCACUCCCGUUGAGGUCGAGGCCGAGGUUGAGACCGACGGCCCUCUCUUCCCCUCCAACCUCAUUUCUCCCGAAGUGAUCUCCCUCCUGCCCACAGACUACACCAUCCGCCCGAUGCGCCGCUCAGACUACAACCGCGGCUACCUGGAUGUGCUGCGUGUUCUCACCACCGUCGGUGACAUCAGCGAGGAGGCGUGGAACUCGCGCUACGAUUGGAUCACCUCGCGCAAUGACGAGUACUACAUGCUCGUAGUCUGCGACGGUGCGGACCGGGUCGUGGGAACCGGCAGUCUGAUUGUUGAGCGCAAAUUCAUUCACUCGCUCGGUAUGGUUGGACACAUUGAGGAUAUCGCCGUUGAGAAGAACCAGCAAGGCAAGAAGCUUGGAUUGAGAAUCAUUCAGGCUUUGGAUUACGUUGCUGCCCAUGUUGGCUGCUACAAGAGCAUUCUGGAUUGCUCGGAGGUUAACGAGGGUUUCUACCUCAAGUGUGGCUUCAAGCGCGCUGGCCUUGAGAUGGCCCACUACUACUAG
Messenger RNA from Penicillium paradoxum, 597 nucleotides. It is a transcript of the gene gup1, whose product is annotated as glucosamine 6-phosphate N-acetyltransferase. The transcript is spliced from 2 exons. Gene Ontology annotation, biological process: UDP-N-acetylglucosamine biosynthetic process. Lineage: Eukaryota; Fungi; Ascomycota; Eurotiomycetes; Eurotiales; Aspergillaceae. The coding region runs from base 1 to 597 and encodes 198 amino acids. Gene Ontology annotation, molecular function: glucosamine 6-phosphate N-acetyltransferase activity; monosaccharide binding. The record is from RefSeq and is a predicted model, not a curated record. Gene Ontology annotation, cellular component: endoplasmic reticulum; Golgi apparatus; endoplasmic reticulum-Golgi intermediate compartment.